Messenger RNA from Branchiostoma floridae (Florida lancelet), 2393 nucleotides. Its product is annotated as alkaline phosphatase-like. Lineage: Eukaryota; Metazoa; Chordata; Leptocardii; Amphioxiformes; Branchiostomatidae. Gene Ontology annotation, biological process: dephosphorylation. Gene Ontology annotation, molecular function: alkaline phosphatase activity. The record is from RefSeq and is a predicted model, not a curated record. Bases 188 to 1861 code for a protein of 557 amino acids. The transcript is spliced from 12 exons.
UUAUCUCUGCCCUCUGCAGCCACCUUGCAGUGGAACACACCUGUCCUCAGCCUUGAUGCCAGCCGUUGUAGCUAUAGCACAUGUAGUACGCUCCUUUGGUCAUACUGGAUGGACCCUCACAUAUUCUUUUCGCCUGUUAUUUGAAUAGUUCCAGAUUAGCAGGUUGGAACACCUUCGUAGAGGGAAGAUGGCUACAACUACGGCUCUAUUGGUGGUGUAUUUCCUGCUUGCUGUUGUCGUGACAGUGGAAUCAGCAGUUUCAGUGGACGAGCACGCUCACAGCGUGAGACGUAACACCAGAGAAAUUGGAGGGGCACCGGAAGUCGAAAAGAACCCACAGUUUUGGAACAACAUGGCGAAAACCUCCAUCCAAGACGCCUUGCGAAUCCAAAAGAACCACAAGACGAAGGUUGCAAAGAAUGUGGUGCUGUUCCUAGGCGACGGGAUGGGCGUGGUCACUGUGACCGCAGCACGGAUCCUGAAGGGUCAAAAGGCGGGGAACUCUGGAGAAGAGACCGUGUUGAACAUGGAGACACUGCCGCAUGUGGCGUUGUCCAAGACCUACAACAUAGAUGCCCAAACGCCGGAAGUGACGGCCACCGCGUACCUUUGCGGUGUGAAGGCGAGGUGGGCAACACUCGGGUUAGACGGCAGGGCGCGGAAUGAAGACUGUGGCUCUUCAAAAGGCAGGGAAGUCCCGUCAGUUUUAUCCUGGGCAGAGUAUGCAGGUAAGUCAACCGGUAUCGUGUCGACAGCCCGUGUAACACACGCCUCCACGGCGGCAGCCUACGCUCACACGGCCAACCGCCGGUGGGAGGUGGAUAGCAUUCUCCCGCCUGAAGCUAUCGAGAACGGCUGUAGGGACAUCUCUGCUCAACUAGUGGACGACAAUCCCGGCAUUGAGGUUAUCCUUGGCGGCGGACGCAGGCACUUCCAUGCCGGUACCGACCCGGAGUAUCCGAACGACCCCGGAUCUAACGGCGUCCGGAGUGACGGCAGAAACCUGGUGCAGGACUGGCUGUUCGGGAAGACAUCAGCGCGUUACGUCUGGAACGGGACGGACUUCCGAACUGUUAAUCCACAAAACACGGACUAUCUUCUGGGUCUUUUUGAGCCGAGUCAUAUGAAAUACAUGACAGACAGAGAUGAUUCACCAUCAGAAGAACCUACCCUGGCGGAAAUGACGCGAACUGCCAUCCAGAUACUGCAGAAGAACAGAAACGGCUUCUUCCUGCUCGUGCAAGGUUCUAGGAUAGACCAUGGACAUCACGAAGGCAAAGCCGUAAAGGCCAUCAACGAAGCCGUGGCAUUUGACGAUGCCGUAGAGGUUGCUAAAGACCUGCUGAACCUGGAUGAGACUCUCAUCGUCGUGACGGCUGACCACGCCCACACCGUCAGUCUGGGGGGCUGGGACACGGCGAGAGGCAGCCCCGUAUUUGGCAAGUUGGACCCGGAUUAUGUUGUCGAAAGCGUCGGCGCUAAGCUUGUCCCAGACGGCAAACCGUACACGGCGAUUCAGUACGGCACCGGGCCGGGCUACAACAUCUCCGCUCCUCGCGAGGACAUCACGAACGUGGACACAGCAAACCCAGACUAUGUGCACCAGAGCGCCGUGCCCAUGAUAAGAGAGAGUCAUGGAGCGGAGGACGUCGCCAUCUUUGCUGACGGCCCCAUGGCUCACCUGUUCCACGGCGUGCACGAGCAGAACUACAUCGCUCACGUCAUGAAGUACGCGGCCUGUCUGGGGGAGUACGCGGAGGAUUGUGAUCGGGAAGAAAGGGUGGCUUCUGGAACCGCCAGGGGGAGCUUCAGCACUGCAAUGGUGCUCUUGUCCAUCAUUUUGCAGCUUGCGUGGGUCUAAGGGUACAAACUACUUAGAAUGAUGAAAUAAAUCAAUUAGCCUGAUUCUUUCUUUUCUAAUAGCCAUAGUUUAUCUUAGCAUAUCAAAGAAAUCCUAGUAAAAUCAUUGUUACGUAUGUCUCGUACUGCCAGUUAAUCUUAAAAUUUGUAGUCCAACUUGACUUCAUUGCAAUUUGCAUGUUCUUGCUUGUAGUAUGGACCAUGUCACCGUAGGCCUAUUUCCUGCAUGCGGCUUAUGCCAUUAUACCAGCAUGAAAGAUUGCUCCCCCGGGAUUCUCGGGCUCACUGGUACUGUCUAUGGAUAAGACAUUUAGUGACGAGAGAGAAUACACGUGCCUGUGACACCUGUGAGGUAACCAUUAGUAUCAUUUGUAGAUUCAGAAGUGUAAUAGUUUGGUAGUUCCAUAAAUCAAGUGACAAUAAUAGCGUGGUAUCCAUGAGUUUAGAUGUAGUGCGUGAUACAAGGCUGUUAACACACUAGUGUCACUUUCUGCACUUCAUGAAUACAGAAUAAAAAACAUUACUGACUGUGA